Molecule: messenger RNA, 1961 nt
Organism: Pseudogymnoascus verrucosus
Lineage: Eukaryota; Fungi; Ascomycota; Leotiomycetes; Thelebolales; Thelebolaceae
Exons: 11
Coding region: 256-1923 (555 amino acids)
Biological process (GO): transmembrane transport
Cellular component (GO): membrane
Molecular function (GO): transmembrane transporter activity
Source: RefSeq, a predicted model, not a curated record
CAGACGCAAUUAACUAAUACUUUGAUACAAGGCUGUUCAGCAUGCCGGCAGAUUAAUCUUAUGCUCGUCUGCCCAUACCAGUCAGGUAGCUGGUGGAAUCCGCUUUCUAGGAUAAGUCUCGAGCAUAACUGCUCAUGCCUGUCUCUGAAGCCCUCAAGUAUAACAAGGUUGCCAUGCCCUCCAUUGUAACUGCCUUGUCUAGUAAUCCCCUCCCUAGUCCUGCUUUCAUAGUCAUCGCUACAUUCCUAUGCAGCCAUGGUCACUUCCGACGUCGUUACUGCGACUGCCACCGCAGAAACCAUAACGCACCCUUCGGUGAAUAAUGCUUCCUCCGUGGGCGAGGAAGCAAAGGUCCAGGAUGCCGCAACAGCUGAUGCGAUUCUAUUAGAAACUUUAGGAUACAAGCCUGUCCUACAUCGCACAUAUGGCUUAAUUGAGAAUUUCUCUACAACUUUCGCUGCGCUGUACUUCGUGGGCGGAGUUCGAGUCACCUUCAGUACUGGUAUUGCUGCUGGUGGAAAUCUAGCAUACUGGACGAGUUAUAUUAUCACCUGCGUCUUCACUUUCAUUACCGCUGCUGUCAUCGCCGAGGUGUGCUCGGCCUCGCCAUCUGCUGGUUCCAUCUACUUGUGGGCUGCAGAAUCAGGAGGUCCUAAAUACGGACGACUCUUUGGAUUUGUGGUGGCUUGGUGGAGCACUACAGCAUGGACAACGUUUUGCGCCAGCAACACUCAAGCUGCUGUCAACUACAUGCUUUCUGAAAUUACCGUCUUUGGCCUGGACUUCCCCUCAGACUCCUCUGAUGUCAAGUUCCGAGCAGUUCAAUGGAUCUGCACUGAAGUGCUUCUAGGAUUAGCCGUUCUCGUCAACUUUCUGCCUCCACGCUUGUUCCGCUAUGUGUUCUACUGGUCGUCCUUCUUCGUAAUUCUAGACUUCCUCCUCAACGUCAUCUGGCUCCCAAUUGGAACAGCUAACACACUGGGUUUCCGUACUGCCGAAGAAGCGUUUAUGACUACCUAUAACGGCACCGGUGCCCCUGAUGGCUGGAAUUGGUGUCUUUCCUAUCUUGCAACGGCUGGCAUCUUGAUCGGAUUUGAUGCUUCGGGCCAUGUUGCAGAAGAGACCAAAGAUGCAACUGUUAACGCGGCAAGGGGAAUCUUCUGGAGCACUGUAGUGAGCGGAAUCGGUGGAUUCUUAACAAUCAUCCUGUUCUUGUUCUGCGUUCCUGACGCUGAUACGCUCUUCUCCUUUGGCUCCCCGCAACCCUUCGUCCCGCUCUACGCCGUUCUCCUCGGCCAAGGCGGACACAUUUUCAUGAACGUGGUCUGCGUCGUAGCAUUGUGGCUGAACACUAUAAUCGCCAUAGUCGCCGCCUCCCGCCUCGUCUUUGCCGUAGCCCGUGAUGGGGUCCUCCCUUUCUCCGGCUGGGUCUCGCACGUCUCCGCCGAAGGCCAACCUCGUAACGCCGUCCUCGUAGUCUGGGGCAUUGCCAGUAUCGUCACCUGCACGAUCCUACCAUCGGGCGUUGCUUUCACUUCCCUGAUCUCCGCAGCAGGUGUCCCCUCUGCAGCUGCAUACGGCUUGAUCUGCUUCGGGAGAUUCUUCCUCACUCCAAACAAUUUCCCCAAGCCUCGAUGGAACCUGGGAAGGCUGAGCAAGCCCUUCCAGUUCAUUGGCAUUUUCUGGAAUGGCUGGGUCGUGGCCAUAUUGUUUUCCCCAUAUGUUUUCCCUGUUACUGGCGAGAGUUUGAACUAUGCACCAAUAAUCAUGGCGGUAGUGACGAUCUUUGCCCUUAUUUCCUGGUGGUUCACCCCCGAAACCUCAUGGCUGCCUAAAACCCGCAUCGCGAACUUCAUCGAGAGUAAGGGCGAGGGCGACUUGUUGGAUGCGAAUAAGGGAAUAGUGCCGACAAAAAAUUACUAAUCCUCUAGCUGUAGAGAAUUAUAGUAUAUAAAGAAGGA